Messenger RNA from Botrytis sinoallii, 1665 nucleotides. RefSeq lists its product as uncharacterized. Bases 1 to 1665 code for a protein of 554 amino acids. NCBI's taxonomy places the organism in Eukaryota, Fungi, Ascomycota, Leotiomycetes, Helotiales, Sclerotiniaceae. The record is from RefSeq and is a predicted model, not a curated record. The transcript is spliced from 2 exons.
AUGGCACGACACUACUACGACGACGAAGAACUCGACAUCCACAUCUCCCGCGAAACACGGAACCGCGAUCCCGCCGCUCCGAUCCCCUACCGACGACCCCAAUACCCACCCGUCCCCGCCUACCGCUACGGCACGAGCACCUAUCUCACCCCCGAGAUAUCCUCUGGCAUCCGACGCUCCAGAUCAACCGGGCAUCGCGAACGCUCGCCCGUUCCUCCACCUCCCCCCGCCGCCCCCGCCCCCCUCGCUCAACCCAUCAUCGUCGAUAAUUCCCGCCGCAUCUACAACGACUACGACAGCGACAGCGACUCCUCUUCCGCCUACGAAUCCCGACGCGCGCGAAGCCGCUUGAGCGUGGGUGAAGUGGGAGGGCGACGCAAACAUCGCAGUCGCAGCCACAGUCGUCAUGUGAGUCUUUCGCACAGCCAUAGUCCGUCGUCCUCAGGGCGACCGAGCUUCACGCGCGAUGAUUUUGAGUUGGAGCGUACGCGCGCGGAGCUCGAGCGGAUUAGGUUGGAGAAGGAGAGGGAGCGGAGUGAGAGGUUAGUGCGGGAUGGGGGGGAGUUGGCUCGAUAUAGAGCGGAGAGUGAGAGGGAGAGAAAUGAAAGAUUGUUGCGCGAGGAUAUCGAAUUGCGCAUGACGAAGGGGGAGCUAGAACGGUACAAGUCCGAGCGGGAGCGGGAGCGCGAGCGCGAGCGCGAGAAGAACGAGAGGUUGUUGAGAGAAGAUGUGGAGCUGCGCAUGACGAAAGGAGAACUGGAGCGCAUCCGAUCCGAGAAAGAGAUGGAAAAGAAAGAACGCAUAUUACGGGAAGAAUUCGAGCUGCUCUCUCUCAAGGAAGAAAAGAAGCGCAUGGAGAAGGAAAAGCGCACGCAGGAAGAGAGGGAGCGGGCUGAUAAGGAAAUUCGUGACACAUACGAGCGUAUGAAGCGAAUGGAACAGGAGCGACACGCUCGCGAGAAGAAAGAACACGAUGAAGCCAUCGAGAAGUACAAGCGCGAAGAAGCCGAGAAGGCGGCGCGCGAGCGCAAAGAACGGGAAGAAAUCAUCGAGAAGUUCAAGAAGCAAGAAGCGGAUCGUUUGGCUCGUGAGAGACACGAGAAGGAGGAGAGAGAAAAGGAAUACCAGAGACGUCUGCAUGAAGAUCUGCAUAAAGCGGGUUUGAACGAACAACAAAUCGGAGCGGUGAAAGCUGGAAAGGCUCUCCCGCCUCCACAGGUUCAGAUGCCUCCGCCGCCGCCACCACCAGUUCAACAUCCUCCGCAAUAUCAAAUCCAACCUGCGGCUCCGAGACCAACGUACACGAGAAUGUCGAGAAAACAUUUGUCGAUUGAAACUUUGAGGGUUUAUGGAAUUUCGUAUGAAUUUGAUAAAGAGGACCCCGAAUUCCUCCUCAUCAAACGCUGGGUCCCCGAAGACGAGCAAGACAUCCUCUGGACACACACCCGUCAACUGCGCGAAACACGUGCUCCACCCCACACCCACAAUCAACAACACACCAUCGAAUACGUCAAGGAGUACGUCGUUGAAGAUCGUCACAAGAAGAAACAUCAUCACAAGGGUGAUGAUUUGCAAUUGGUGAUUGAGAGGAAGCAUAAGCAUAGUCAUAGUCAUGGCGGGAGUAGAAGCCCGAGUCCUUUUGUUAGGUGGGCUGCUGGGAGGUAA